CCUGGCAGCGUCCCUACCUGAACAUCUUCAAGCACUUCCGUGUGGAGGAGUGGAAGCGCUCUGCCAAGGAGGGGGACGUGGCUGCCCUCACGGACACGAGGAUGAAGGGAACAAUCUACCGGAUCCGAGGCUCCAACCCAGCCAGCAGCUACCUGCAGCUGCCCAGGGCAGGGACACAGUCCCUGGGGCUCACAGGGCGCUACCUCUACCUGCUCUUCAGGCCCCUGCCCCGCAAGCACUUCCUCGUGCACCUGGAUGUCACCACCGAGGAAAACCAGGUGGUUCGCAUCUCCUUCUCCAACCUCUUCAAGGAAUUCAAAUCCUCCUCCACCUGGCUCCAGUUCCCCUUCGUCUGCGGGGCAGCCAGCGAGGGCACGGCCCGGCGGGGUGUGCCCGGAGCAGCCCCGGGUGACGCGCGCUGGACGUGCCUGGUGCUGGACCUGCCCUCCAUCCUGGCCCUGUACCUGGCCCGCAGCUACAGCCACCUCAGGGGGGUCAAACUCUGCUGCAACCUGCUUGUGAAGAACCUCUGCACCAGCGACCUGCUCUUCGAGCCAGGUGUGACACUGGCCAGGGCCCGCCUGGGUGACCUGUCCUGCCGUGGGGUGGCUCCCAUGCCCCGGGAAUUGGCCUUCCCUGUGCCCAAGGGGCAGAAGUGGCACGACCUCUAUGACUACAUCAGGUUCCCAUCUGAGGGGGCUAAGCUGCUGCACAACUCCAUCCAGAAGAGCUUCCCACAUCCUGUGGCAGGUGACCAAGUCCUGCAGGAGCCUGGCCACCCACCGACCCAGCUGGUGACACGCUCCAGAGCAGCCUGUGACCUGCCCCCUGUCCAGCAGAUGAGCAGUCCCAAAGCUGUGCCACGUCGGUGUCCUGUGGUCACAAAAAGCAUCCCUGAGGUUCACCUGGCAGUGCCAGGGCCUGGGGGAGCUGUGCCUGCUGCAGAUCCCGUGCUGGAGGAGAAGCUGCACAGUGCAGGGGACAUGAGGCAGCCGCUGCCACUCAGUGCUGGUGGCAUCCAUGUCUAUGCUCAUCAGAGGAGGGGACAGACAGCCCGAGCUGUCCCGGGCUCACAGGAGGGGCUUGUGCCAGAUCCCAUUCUGAAGCUGAGAACAAUAAUUGGCUUUGGAGGCUGCAGCACCAAAUGGGCCCUGUGGACGCGGGACAGCACGGCCGUGGUGUACCCCUGCCACGCCGUCAUCGUGGCCCUGCUCCUCCAGACUGGCGAGCAGAGGUUCUUCCUUGGCCACACAGACAAGGUGGCGGCGCUGGCCCUCAGCAGCAGCGGCUCCGUGCUGGCCUCGGCGCAGGCCGGGCCCCGCGGCCUCGGCCGCCUCUGGGACUUCCCCACAGGAACCUGCCUGAGCCUCUUCAAAACCCACCUGCAUGGCCUGGUGUCCCUCAGCUUUUCCCACAGUGGAGCUGUUCUGUGUGGUGUGGGGAAGGACGUGCACAGCAAAACGAUGGUGGUGGUGUGGAACACUGCUCAGGUGACCCAUGGUGGAGGCGUGACUGUGCUGGCCAAAGCACACACAGAUGCGGACAUCCAAGCCAUGAAGAUUGCUUUCUUUGAUGAUACCAGCUUUGUGUGCAGCAGGAGUGGCCACGUGCUGGAGGUGGACUGCAAGGACGUCUGUGUGCGGAGUGCACGGUGCCUGCUGCCUGCACAGCCCCAGGAGGACGGGCAGGAGCAGGCAGGGAACAGCUCAGGCCCUGGGAUUGCUAUAAACAGUAUCAGCAUGUCCUCGAGCUUCUGUGCCACGGGAUCAGAGGAUGGCUACGUGAGGCUGUGGCUGCUGGACUUCUCAGCUGCUGUCCUGGAGGCAGAGCAUGAGGCUUCAGUGAGCUGUGUCUGCAUCAGCCCAGAUGGCCACAAAGUGCUGUCCACGACAGCUGCUGGGAGCCUGGGCUACCUGGACGUGCAGGCCCGGGACUACAGCACGCUGAUGCGCUCCCACGGGGGCUCCGUGCUGGGCUUCUCCCUGCAGGGCAAGGGGGAGCACAUGGCAACAGUGGCCCAGGACAGCACCAUCCGAGUGUGGGACCUCGCCUCCAGGCAGCAGCUGUAUGACUUCUCAGCUGCAGAGGAAACUCCCUGUACUGUGGCCUUCCACCCCUUCUGGAAGAUGCUGGCCUGUGGCUUCGACAGCGGCGUGGUGAGGAUCUUCAACCUGGCUGCCUCUGACCUCCUGCUGGAGCACAAGCAGCACCGCACUGCAGUCACUGGGCUGACCUUCUCUCCAGAUGGAAAUUUGAUGUUCAGCUCCUGCCUGCAGGGAACUCUGGCUCUGUACAGACUUGUGGCACAGAAAAUCCAGGUUCUGAGAGUCCUGGGCAAUGUGGUGGCCCGGGAUGGUGGCAGUGGCGUGGACACCCUGGUGCUCAGUGGGGACAGUCGCCUGCUGGCCUUCGUGGGGCCCUCCAAGUACGUGGUGACAGUGAUGGAGGCCUGCUCACUCGAUGAGCUGCUGAGGGUGGACAUCAGCAUCCUGGACCUGCACAGCACCAUCCUGGACUCUGCAGUGAAGGUCUGCUUCGGUCCUGUGCCUCAGGGAGAGCUCCUGGUAUCCACUUCUUCCAAUAAAAUCCUUGUGCUUGAUGCAAGAACGGGGCGGCUGGUGCGAGAGGUGUCUCCUGUGCACAAGCUGAGCUGUUCCUCCUUGGCACUGAGCAAGGAUGGCCAGUACCUGCUGACUGCUGGUGACAAGGUCAUCAAGGUGUGGGACUACAGGAUGCGCUUCACCAUCAACUUCCAGGUGUUCAUCGGCCACUCUGAGCCCGUGCACCAGGUCGCCUUCACCCCAGACCAAGAGCACAUCAUCAGCAUUGGGGAUGCCAUCUUCCUCUGGGAUUUCCUGGCUCCACCUCCAGUCAAGUCAUCCCCAGGCAGGGCUCGUUCCCCCAUGUCCACUCUGCUGCUGGGCUCAGACAGCAGCUCUGAGAAGCCCAAGGAUGGCUCUGAGGCCCCUCGGCAGACAGUGCCUCUUCCACUGCUGUCCUCCCCACCGUGUCUGGAUAUCAGCUCUGGCCACCCAGCAGGGUUUCAAAGUAUUUCCUCUGAGUCGGACAGGGAGGAGGAAGCAGAACUGCCAGGCAGCAGCAGGAAGGUGGCAAAUGAGCACAGAGAUGCCUCAGUCAUUGUGGUGGAAUCAGAUGGGAAUGAGGAGCCUGUUGUGAGGCCCAGAGUGAGGCAGGAGGGCUCGAGGUCUCCUGAAAAACCAGCAAACGAGCCCAGGAAGGGAACCAGAGCUCCCAAAUGUUGCGUCCGCCCAGAUUCCUACCGGCAUUUCACCCCUCGCUUCAAGGCAUCAGUGCUCCCCCAGAGUUUCUUGUCUCCUCCAGCGGGCAGUGAGGUGCUGAAGCUGAAAGCAGUGAUCGGCUACAAUGGGAAUGGCAGAGGGAAUAUGGUGUGGAACCCAGAUACAGGCUUCUUCGCCUACUCCUGUGGCUGCGUCAUCGUGGUUGAAGACCUGCACUCGGGCUCGCAGAGCCACUGGCUGGGCCACGCCGAGGAGAUCUCCACCCUCACCCUGAGCCACCACGCCCAGGUUCUUGCCUCUGCCUCAGGGCAGAAGGAUGGGGACUCCCACUGUCAGAUCUGCAUCUGGAGCACCCAGGAUGGGGCCUGCACAGCAGAGCUGUUCCACCACAAGACACAAGUGCAAGCCAUGGCAUUCUCCUGGGAUGACAGAUUCCUUGUCACCAUAGGGGACUACAGUGACCAGACCAUGGCUCUGUGGAGCACCCACACCUAUGAGCUCGUGCUGUCCACUUGUAUCUCAGAGCCUCUCCACGAUGUGGCUUUUAGCCCUUUCUCUCACCAAGACCUUGCCUGUGUGGGGAGGGGAGCUGUGACAUUCUGGGUGUUGGAGCAGCAGGAAGCUGCUGUCAGACUCAAGGUUCAUCGUGCCCCUGCCCCGGACGUGCUGGGGCUGGUGGAGCUGACAUCUCUCUGCUAUGGUGCUGAGGCUCUCCUUUACACUGGGACCAACUCAGGCCAGAUCUGUGUGUGGGACACAGAGACCAAUUCCUGCUUCAUGACGUGGGAGGCUGAUGAGGGCGAGAUCGGGGUGCUGCUGUGCCGGCACCAGCGCCUGCUCAGCGGCAGCAACACCAAGUGCAUCCGCCUGUGGUCGGUGGGCAGCGUGCAGGAGCUGAGGCUGAAAGGGCCCAAUGCCAGUUCUGGCUCAGUGCUGCUGGAGCACGAGAUCACCCUGGAUGGGACCAUUGUGAGCGCAGCCUUUGAUGACUCCCUGGAGAUGGGGAUUGUGGGCACCACGGCAGGGACCCUGUGGUACAUCAACUGGCUGGAGAGCACCAGCAUCCGACUCAUCAGCGGCCACAAGAACAAGGUGACUGAGGUGUGCUUCAGUCCUGACGAGAGUCACUGUGCCACGUGCGGCGAGGACGGCAGCGUGAGGAUCUGGGCUCUGGGCAGCACCGAGCUGGUGGUGCAGUUCCAGGUGCUCAACCAGAGCUGCCAGUGCCUGGCCUGGAAGCCUCGUCCCGUUGGGGUGUGGCCUUGUCCCAGCGAGAGCCAGCACGUGGUGGCAGGGUACAGUGAUGGCACUGUCCGUGUGUUCAGUGUCUCCAGGACAGAGAUGGAGCUGAAAAUGCACCCCCAUGCUGCUGCUCUGACAGCAGUCACCUACUCCACUGAUGGGGAAAUGAUCCUAUCAGGGGGCAAGGAUGGGAUAGUGGCUGUCAGCAGCCCUCGCACUGGAAUGACCAUCCAUGUCCUGGCUGACCACAAAGGCUCCCCCAUCACUGUUCUCCAGUGCACCAGGAAGCAGUACCACGAGCUCGGGGUGGAAGGAGGGGAGCUGUGGCUGGCAGCCAGCUCCGACCGCCGCGUCAGCGUCUGGGGCUCCGACUGGCUCCAGGACAAGUGUGAGCUCCUCGACUGGCUCAGCUUCCCAGCCCCUGCUGGCCCUGAGGGUCUGGACAGCCUCCCUCCCAGCCUGGCUGCGUUCUGCCCUUGGGAACAUGGUGUCUUGGUCUACGUGGGCUUUGGGCUGCAGAAGGAAGCUUUGUUCUACAGCCUGAGGAAGAAACAGGUGCUCAGGAAGAUCUCCCUGCCAGCCUUUGCCACGUCCCUCAGCCUGUCCCCAGCUGCACCUUUCAUGGCUCUUGGCUUCGGUGCCCAGGUGGGGAAGACGUCCCUGAUCAUGGCUCUGGUGGGAGAGGAGUUUCCUGAAGAGGUGCCCCCCCGGGCAGAGGAGAUCACCAUCCCGGCUGAUGUCACCCCUGAGAAGGUCCCCACACACAUAGUGGACUACUCAGAGUCGGAGCAGACGGAGGAGGAGCUGCAGGAGGAGAUCGCCAAGGCCAACGUGGUCUGCAUGGUGUACGAUGUCACCAAGGAGGCCACCAUUGACAAGAUUCGCACAAAGUGGAUCCCCAUGGUGAAUGGGGGACUGGAAAAGGGAUCCAGAAUCCCCAUUAUUUUAGUGGGAAACAAGUCUGACCUGCAGGUGGGCAGCUCCAUGGAGGUCAUCCUGCCCAUCAUGAACCAGUUCUCGGAGAUUGAGACCUGUGUGGAGUGCUCUGCCAAGAACCUCAAGAACAUCUCUGAGCUCUUCUACUAUGCCCAGAAAGCUGUGCUGCACCCCACUGCCCCGCUCUACGACCCAGAGGAGAAGCAGCUCAAACCCGCCUGUGCUCGAGCGCUGACCCGCAUCUUCAACCUCUCAGACCAGGACAACAACCAGAUCCUCAGUGAUGAUGAGCUCAACUACUUCCAGAAAUCUUGUUUUGGAAACCCCCUGGCUCCCCAGGCCCUGGAGGAUGUGAAGAUGGUUGUGUGGAAGAACACGACGGACGGGGUGCAGGACAACGGCCUCACCUUGAACGGCUUCCUCUUCCUCAACACCCUCUUCAUCCAGAGGGGCCGGCACGAGACCACCUGGACCAUCCUGCGCCGCUUCGGCUACGACGACGAGCUGGAGCUGACGGAUGAUUACCUGUACCCACAGAUCCGUGUGCCCCCCGGCUGCUCCACAGAGCUCAACCACUUGGGAUACCAAUUCCUGCAGAGGCUCUUUGAGAAGCACGACAAGGACCAGGACGGAGCCCUGUCGCACACAGAGCUGCAGAACUUCUUCAGCGUGUUCCCCUGCGUGCCCUGGGGCCCCGAGCUCUACAACACGGUAUGCACCACUGAUAAAGGCCUGCUUUCCCUGCAUGGAUUCCUCUGCCAGUGGACGCUCGUGGCUUACCUGGACGUGCGGCACUGCCUGGAGUGCCUGGGCUACCUGGGCUACCCCAUCCUCUCGGAGCAGGACUCCCAGACCCAAGCCCUCACAGUGACCCGGGAGAAGAGGAUUGACCUGGAGAAGGGGCAGACGCAGAGGAAUGUGUUCCUGUGCAAGGUGCUGGGAGCGCGGGGCGCAGGCAAGUCCGCCUUCCUGCAGGCCUUCCUCGGCAGGAGCCUGGCGGCCCAGAGGGAGAAGCCAGGAAAGCCAUCCCUCUACACCAUCAACACAGUGCAGGUCAAUGGCCAGGAGAAGUACCUCAUACUGUCCGAGGUCAGCGCUGACAGCACCUUCUCCAAGCCGUCGGACACCGCCUGCGACGUCGCCUGCUUCAUCUACAGCCUGAGCGACCCCAAAUCCUUCAGCUACUGUGCCAGCAUCUACAAGCAACACUACGUGGACAGCCAGAUCCCCUGUGUGUUCGUGGCCUCCAAGACAGACCUGCCAGAAGCCAGCCAGCAGCCAGGGCUCUUCCCAGCUGAGUUCUGCUACAAGCACUGCCUGCCUCCACCCUUCCCCUUCUCCUGCCACAGCCAGGGACCACCCAGCACUGCUGUCUACACCAAACUGGCCACUGCUGCCACCUUCCCGCACCUGAACGCCGUGGAGCUGGGAGUGGCGUCCUUCUGGCUGCGGGUGGCGCUGGGGGCGGCGGUGACGGCGCUGGUGGGCUUCACCCUGUACCGCCUGCUGGCCAAGAGCAAGUGAGAGCCACGCCCCGCUCCGGCCCCCAGCUCCGGAGGGGCCCCGCCUCAAGCUGGCCCCGGUAGGAAAUCCUCCUUUGCCCCCAGCCUGGAUUGCAGGAGCAGUGAAGCCAGACCUCGCAGCACCAGCAGGAUCAGCCCUGGCACCGGGCAGCCUCAGCCUGUGGCCUCCUGGCCCCCGUGGGCACAGGGCUGGCAGCUCUGCCAGGAGAGCUCUGCCUCACCAGCAGCUGGAGGAUCACCCUCGUCUUUUAUUCUGUUCAGUUUUUUUAAGGCUUGUUUUUAAGCUCAAACACGAGUGUUUCAGUGUCUGUUGGACUGGGCACGUCCCCUCCCCAGAGGGCUGUGCUGGUGCCCUCAAUUCUGGAGGGCACAGCGCUCCCGGGGCCCCGGGGAGCUCCAGCAGCAGCUGAGCUGUCAGAUGAGCUCACGGCUGCAGCUCCCGGGGGCUCAGCUCCAGAUCCUGUCCCGGUUUCCCUCAGCCAGCACCGGCACAGGGAGCCAGGGAGGGAGGGCCAGGCACUGACACCCCCAGCCCAGUGUGAGGGGUCAGGCCUGGCCCCUCCUGCUGGGCCACAGGGGCUGCUGUCCUGGCCUGAGGGGGGACAGCGACCACCCAGGUUUGUCCUGGGCUCCUUUCUGUUGUUUCUACACAAAGAUCUUGUGAGUCCUGCAGCGUGCCAGGCUCCGGGUCCAUCCACUCUCCUUUCCUGGCUCCCAUUUUGCCUGUCCUCUCCCCACCCUGGCCGCCAGUAUUCAUGGCCAGCAGUGUUUGCAGGGCUCUGGGAGCCCUGGUGAGGACUGGGAGGGCAUUGGGUGCUCACUGUGUGCCCAGUCUGUCCCUGGCAGUGCCAUCCCUGAGCUAGUGCCAUGCUGUGCCCUAGGCCCUGUGCCCUGCUGUCCCCUCUGUGGGGCCCUGUCCAGAGUGUGAGGCUCUGGGCAUUGCAUCUCCUGGCACCACUGGAAGCUCCUUCUGUCCUGUCCCCUGUCCCCUGCCCACACCUGAGCUGGUUUCAUCUGCUGGCACUGAGCUCAGUCCCUGUGUGCAAGUCCCAAAGAGCCAGACCAGCACCAUCCCUGGCUUCCUGGGGAGCCUGGAUCAGCCCUGGCUGUGCCACCAGCCUGGCUGUGCUGCCAACCUGGCUGUGCCACCAGCCUGGUCAUGUCACCAGCCUGGUCAUGUCACCAGCCUGGCUGUGCCACCAGCCUG
Zonotrichia albicollis (white-throated sparrow) is the source of this 8168-nucleotide messenger RNA. Lineage: Eukaryota; Metazoa; Chordata; Aves; Passeriformes; Passerellidae. The record is from RefSeq and is a predicted model, not a curated record.